UGCUAGCUGAUAAGUAUGCAAUACUAAGUGUCUAUCGUGAUCGAACCAUGAAGAUCGUUGGCUACUUCAUCAUCCUAUUAGUUGCUAUGUGCUUCACUUUCUCUGCAGCUGAUCAAAUCGUGUCAAACAAAUGCUGCGGCCCGAACGAGCGGUUCAAGCUGUGUGCCAGUCUGUGCGAACCGCAGUGCCAACCGAUCAUCCCCAUUGUGAAGCUGUUCCGCUGCUCCGCCGGCUGUCGGAUGGGUUGCACCUGCAAGAAUGGAUUGGUUCGGCAUCCGGAUGGCAGGUGCGUUCAUUACACGAAAUGUCCUACUGCCGAGGGCACCACCCUAGUGCCAAGGUUUGUUACAGAGAAUUUCCAUGGAUUUUGAUUCCGAUUUGGCUUUGUGUUAUGUAAACGUUAAGGUAAUAAAAUAAAUAAGCUUAAG
Messenger RNA from Armigeres subalbatus, 428 nucleotides. RefSeq names its product cysteine-rich venom protein 6-like. The transcript has 2 exons. NCBI's taxonomy places the organism in Eukaryota, Metazoa, Arthropoda, Insecta, Diptera, Culicidae. Bases 48 to 371 code for a protein of 107 amino acids. The record is from RefSeq and is a predicted model, not a curated record.